This is a messenger RNA of Synchiropus splendidus (mandarinfish), 5028 nucleotides long. RefSeq names its product trafficking protein, kinesin binding 1a (gene trak1a). NCBI's taxonomy places the organism in Eukaryota, Metazoa, Chordata, Actinopteri, Syngnathiformes, Callionymidae. The transcript is spliced from 18 exons. Gene Ontology annotation, cellular component: dendrite. The record is from RefSeq and is a predicted model, not a curated record. The coding region runs from base 637 to 3687 and encodes 1016 amino acids. Gene Ontology annotation, molecular function: GABA receptor binding. Gene Ontology annotation, biological process: anterograde axonal transport of mitochondrion; endosome to lysosome transport; neurogenesis.
UCCGGUGUAUUGUUUCCACUAAGCGGUCUGGUCGCUGAAAGGGAUAAAACGUACCUAGAUUUUAAGUUUCUAGGUAUUAUUUUAUAACUAUUCGGCCUCCAUGUUGUUUUUUUAAUUGAUACUUUUGUUGCAUUCUCACACGAGGUACGUUUUGUAACUUAAUUUAAAGUCGUUUUAAAACUUUCAUCUAGUGGCAGAUAACAAAGCGGAAUACGAAACUCACCCUAAACUGAUGUCCAGCGAAAGACCGUUGCUGUCUGCAAGCUCUCCUGAAGCUUUGGUCCACGACUGCGUAGCUAUGACCAAGUUUGGUAGAUGGCUGGUCCUGUGUUAAACCAGUAACUCCUCAGCGCCAAGCUGGACCCAAAGACUCCACCUCCCGACACCUGCUCCUCCGCCCUGUCCCCGAAACAGUGUGCUGAGAGAUUUAGGCUCUGUAACCAAGAGCUGCUAUUGGCCGGAGAGGAGGAGUAUGUCUGUGACAUCAGUCGACGGAGCUCACCUGACGACGACACGGCCUCCUUCAGGGAUGCAGAGACCAUUACAGUCUGUGCGGUUUCUCGUGGCCCUGCCCUCACCCAGUCCUCUGGAAAAUGUGAUAGGGCAAGGGCAGCAGAAUUUCGGGCUUCAGGCACCAUGAAUGUGUGUAACAAUCCUGAUCUGCCCGAGCUCGAGAUUAUCAGCCUUCUGGAGGAACAACUGCCCCUCUACAAGCUGAGGGCAGACACUGUUUUCGGCUACGAACAAGAUGAUUGGAUACACACGCCGCUGGUGGAGCCUGAAGCCGCUGUUGAACUGACCACAGAGCAGAUCGAUGAAACUCUCAAAUACUUCUUGUUGUGUGCGGACAGAGUGGGCCAGAUGACGAAGACUUACAGUGACAUUGAUGCUGUCACUCGACUGCUGGAGGAGAAAGAGCGAGAUUUGGAGUUCGCCGCUCACAUAGGACAGUCUCUUCUGAAGAAGAAUAAAGCCCUGAGCGAGAGGAACGAGCUGCUGGAGGAACAAGUGGAGCACAUCCGAGAGGAGGUUUCUCAGUUACGUCAUGACUUGUCGAUGAAAGAUGAGCUCCUGCAGUUCUAUACCAACGCAGCUGAAGAGAGUGAGGGGGACUCCUCCACUUCCACGCCCGUGCGUCCCAUUGAACACAGUACAUCAACACCAAAUUUCUUCCCCCUGGACUCCUUGCAGAAGAAACUCAAAGAGCUGGAAGAGGAGAAUAAAUCCCUGCGCUCUGAGGCCAGCCACUUGGAGACAGAAACCAUCACGUAUGAGGAGAAGGAGCAGCAGCUGGUUAACGACUGCGUCAAAGAACUCCGUCAUGCCAACCUGCAGAUUUCAUCGCUGUCUGAAGAUCUGGCCCGGAAGACUGAAGAUGUUUCGAGACAGCAGGAGGAGAUCACACACCUCCUGUCGCAGAUCGUGGACCUGCAGAAGAAAGCAAAGCUGUACGCUGUGGAGAACGAGGAGCUGACUCAGCACCUGGGAGCUGCCAAAGAUGCUCAGCGACAGCUCACAGCAGAGCUGUGUGAGCUGCAAGACAAGUACGCCGAGUGUAUGGAGAUGCUCCGUGAAGCUCAGGAGGAGCUGAAGAACCUGAGAAAUAAAACGCUCCCGCUGAACUCGCAGAGACGGUUCCACUCUCUGGGAAUGUUCCCGAUGGACUCUUUGGCAGCCGAAAUUGAAGGAACUAUGAGGAAGGAGAUCCAGAAUGAAGAUCCUGAUGUAGAGGAGCAGAGACUUCAACCAAAGCGCGUCUUCCAGACUGUGAAGAACCUGAACCUGAUGCGCCAGCAGCGUUCUUCAUUGGGCCCCUCCCCCCUCAACAUCCCGGGAUCCAAUCAGACCUCUUGUUUCACCUCAGGACGCUCCAGCCGGGUCAGCACCCCUCGCCCGGGCUCUGUGUACGCAAGCGAAACAGGAAGUGGGAUGAUUCUGGACAACAGGAGCAGCUGCUUCACGGGUUCUCCGGAGGACGGGUCAGAGGACUCGAACAAGCGACCCCCUGGCACACCUGGCACGCCCGGCAGCAGGGACUUGGAAGCAGCAUUGCGCCGGCUCUCUCUCCGUCGAGACAACUACCUCUCAGAAAAACGCUUUUUGGAAGAGGAGAGAGAGAGGAAGCUGUCUUAUCUGGCCAGGGAGGACGAGAAGGAGGGCGUGGACAACAGCGGAGGUCCCGGCACACCGACAGAAAGCCUGCUGUCCUUCUACUCCCAUCCGUCCCUCGGCAGCAUCUGGUCAGGAUACUCCUUCACCUCGCGGUCCUACCUGCCGGAGAAGCUGCAGAUAGUAAAACCACUUGAAGGCUCUGCUACUCUUCAUGCAUGGCAGCAGUUGGCUCAACCUCACAUGGGGGCUCUGCUGGACCACCGGCCGGGGGUGGUCACCAAGGGCUUCUGCACUUUAGCCCACGAGCAGGAUGACCUGCAAGAGAACUGGCAGCUGGACCAACCAGAAGAGGACGACCUGUCUUGUGACGCCUUUUCCGGAUUUUCCGUGGACAGUGCAUCCACUUUGGAUCUGGCGUGUUCUACCUCAACUCUCUCUGCCCCCUGCAACGAGUACUGUCCGAGCUUCCCUCAUGAAGACAAGUCAGGAGACGCAGCUGAAGGCAUGGCCAAGUCCCUCCCAACAUCUGCCAACUCGUCUUUGCUCCUGUCAUCUGCUGAGAUGAACGGGCACGUGGAGAUGAAGGACCUGCUCCAGUCGGGUGCAGUGGACCACCUGCCUGUGAAUUUCCCGGGGAAGUGUCAGUCCCACACCAGCUCCACCUACACCUUCACCACCUGCCGGAUCCUCCACCCGUCGGAUCAGCUCACCUCUGUGUCCCCAAGCUCAGCGACGUCCACGUAUCAGGCGAGCGUUUGCGUCUCCUCUCCGACGGCGUCCGCCUCCCCGCCGCCUUUCUCUGGACCACACACUCCGUCCUACACGCCCUCCUGCACGCCACGCCGCCUCUCUCUGGCUCUCUCCAUGGCCGAGUCCUCCACCAACCUCAGAGACUCCACCAGGACCACCAGCACUUCCUUCGGGCUCGUGCGCCUCCUGCUGGAGCACGGCAUCUCUGCGUCAGUGUACGACCCCCGCAGCUGGGACCGAGCGUCAGACGGUAGUGGAGCUUCUACGCCGGUGCCGCCGAGCGCUGACCCAGAAGGGGAUGGACCUCAGCCGAGACGCCCGGACACCCUCCCCCUGCAGCCCUCCACUCCACCCAACUCCCCCUUUAAGUCGGCAGCCCGUCCAGUUUUCCACUUCAGCCCCUCCGAGGAAGAGCCGCCCUAUGACGCCUUCCUCGCCUCCAAGCCGGCGCGUACCAUUCUCAGAGAGGUUCUGGUGGAGGAGAGGGAGCGAGACCAGACUGAGGAGGACAAGCUGAACCUGGGACUCGUGGACAAGCUCAAACUGUUUCCCACUUUGUCGACUGCGAAUGCUCUGCUGGCCCCCAGUGCGCUGGGCGGGGGGCUCCCGGCUCUGAAUGUGGGUCUGAGGAGGAACAGAAGCUACCCUGCCAUGGUGGGAGCUAGCAUGGCCAUGAAAGACCCCGGAGGUCCCCCCAGUACUGAGAUACUCUUACCUCAUACCAUGCAGUUACAGGACGCAGUACCGCAACUCACCACUAGACACAGAAGAGCCAAGUCGAAGGAGGACUCGGCCAGCAAUAAUCCCGAGGACACGUGGACGUGAAACUGAGCGACGGUAGCUCGGAACACUGUGCUAGUGAGAACAGGGGUGUUGCCUUUCUCUUUGUCCAAAGUUUGUCCGUUAAGAUGCUGUGUUGGAAAUUAAAGACCCAAGUGUUGAAAGUACAGCAGCGCCACCAUCAUCUUUGCCAGUUCAUGACGCAGCUAAACACAAAACACACUGUGGAACCAGGAAUACAAAAUAGCUGCUCGAUGAGCUUCAACUAUUGCAGUGUGUUAUGGAACUUUUGGGCACAGUUCAUGAACAGAACUAGUGAGAACUCCAUCACGGAUCAUUGACCAAUCAGAAGACACCUGAGCGCCGGUUGUAGCUGUGCAGGAAGUUGAUAAAAAAAAAAAAUCUGAAGGAUUUUCAUUUUAAAGAUUCAUAACCACAGGUCUAUAUAAAACACCUAAGUCUGCUUUUAAAAAAGGGAUUUAAUAUGAAGCUUUACAAGACGAUGUGGUUUAACUCACCCGAUUUUACUUUCUGAAACAGUCACAGGUGUCAUUCGUAAUGUGCCAGCCAAAGUCCCAGUCAGGGUUUUGUUUUCAUCCAUGCGGCACUUGUAUCUGUAGAUCCAGGAUGGAGGUGCCAGGAUGAAGCACGAGCAAACUGGGUCUGGAGAAGGGACGGUGCCUAAAAUAGUCGACUGUGUCUCUGUGUGCGUUUUUUAUUUCAUGUAUUUCUGGCAGGUGGCUGCUUGAACAAGCUACCAGCCAAAACAUGCUAAUUUUUGUCUAGCGCUUUGGUUUGCGUGUAAAUGCUCCGGUAAAACUUGAAGCUGGGAAUCAUUCGGAGUCCUGAUGGCGACCCGUUGGCACUGCAUCAUGGCUGUCUCGUCGUUGUGAAGCACAUAUGUUGAGAAGUUCAACUCACAAAAUGAUGGCUUUUCCUUUAUUUUCAUGUCAAAAACGACAGACCUUUUAAACAUUUAUCGAGCACUUUCACCUGUAACUAGUGACGACUGAACCAGAGUACGUUGCUCUGACCUGCAGUGAUUGACAGCCAGUGAAUGUCGAAGCCUUAUGAAACCCCUUAAAAAAUGAGUAUUUUACAUGAAUUUUAUUCAGCUAAAAGUUAUGAUUCAGGCAUCAUGAAGUAACAGACUUCAUAUAUGUGUGUGUGAAAGAGUGUGAGAGAUGAUCUGAAUGUAAGUUAUUAACGUGUGUGUACGUCCAUAUAUGCCUUCAUCUGAAAGGGAAACCUUGUAAAUGUGUGUGUAUAUAUAUUCAUGCUGACUUUUUUGAGAAAUGUAACCACAUGUUUAGAACUGAAAUACUGAGUGAAUCUGUUUCUGAACGGAACAUAUUUUAUUCUACGCUGCAGAAUGUUGUCAAUAAA